Molecule: messenger RNA, 2349 nt
Organism: Fimicolochytrium jonesii
Lineage: Eukaryota; Fungi; Chytridiomycota; Chytridiomycetes; Spizellomycetales; Powellomycetaceae
Product: Hsp90 beta
Exons: 8
Coding region: 1-2349 (782 amino acids)
Biological process (GO): protein folding
Molecular function (GO): ATP hydrolysis activity; ATP binding; ATP-dependent protein folding chaperone
Source: RefSeq, a predicted model, not a curated record
AUGAAGUUAGAUCGCUUUCUGCUGCUCGUCGGGAUCUCCGUCGGCGUUCUGUUAGCGACUUUUGCCACGCUAGCAGCCGCCGGACCCGAAGUCGAUGUGGGCGGCAUUCCACUUGGGCAGGAAGUGCUACCGAAAGCCCCUCCUGGCUCGUACCUCACCCCUGAAGACCAAGCCAAACUUGACAAAGGGGGCGAGAAGUACCAGUUUGAGGCGGAGGUCAACCGCAUGAUGAAGCUUAUCAUCAACAGCUUGUACAAGACUAAGGAAAUCUUUUUGAGGGAGUUGAUCUCGAACGCGUCCGACGCUCUUGACAAGAUCCGGUUCAAAAGCUUGCAGGACAAGACCGCCUUGGGGGAGAACACGGAUCUUAAGAUUACAAUCGUCGCUGACAAGGAAGGCAAAACUUUGACAUUGACUGACACUGGUGUCGGGAUGACGAAAGCUGAUUUGAAGACCAACCUAGGAACUAUUGCCAAGUCCGGUACGGCCGACUUCAUUUCCACCAUGGAACAUCAGAAGAAUGGCAGCAACUUGAUUGGCCAGUUCGGUGUUGGUUUCUACUCUGCCUUCUUGGUUGCCGACCGCGUUACGGUUAUCUCCAAGAACAAUGCGGACAAGCAGUACAUCUGGGAAUCGACCUCGGAGUCGGAUUUCCGUAUUAUUGAAGACCCUCGUGGGAACACCUUGGGACGUGGAACCCAGAUUGUCCUGCAUCUGAAGGACGAAGCCUUGGAAUAUAUCUCUGAGAAGAAGCUUCGCGAAUUGGUCAAACACUACAGCGAAUUCAUCAACUUCCCCAUAUACCUGUGGUCGGAACGUACGGAGACCGAACAAGUCCCCAUUGAAGAGGAGGAAGCGGCGGAUGACAUGGACGACACUGUCGAAGAUGUUACCGAGAAGAAAGACGACUCCAAGCCCAAAUUCAAGGAAGUGUCGAAACACAUUGCUGAAUGGGAGCUUAUCAACAACCAGAAGCCUAUCUGGACCCGUCGGCCCAGCACCAUUCAAGAAGAAGAAUACAACGACUUCUACAAAGCUUUUGCAAAGGACACUGAGGCGCCUUUGGCACACAACCAUUUCCGAGCGGAAGGCGAGGUCGAGUUCCAAUCUAUCAUCUUCAUCCCCAAGCGACCAUCCCCUGCGUUCCUGCAGAGCGGUGACGACUGGACACACAACCUGAAGCUCUUCGUCCGUCGUGUUUUCAUCACCGAUGAGCUUCCCGGUUUCCUUCCAAGAUGGCUCAGCUUUUUGAAAGGUCUCGUCGACUCGGAUGAAAUCCCAUUGAACGUUUCCCGCGAAACCCUGCAACAACAUGCUAUCCUGAAAGUCAUCAAGAAGAAGGUGAUCGCCAAAGCCAUCGACAUGAUGAAGAGCCUGGCAUCCAAGGAUACUGAAAAGUAUCUGGAGUUCUUCACUAACUACGGGAAUGCGAUCAAGCUUGGCAUCAUCGAAGACGCUUCCGUCAAGAAGAAGCUUGUUCCCCUCCUGAGGUUCCGCUCCUCUCACGAUGGGAACUACACGAGUCUCGAAGACUACUAUUCUCGCAUGAGGAAGGGCCAACCCCAGAUUUACUUCAUCACGGGCCAAAACCUUGAGGAGUUCAUGGGCUCUCCUUUUGUUGAGAGGCUUAUCGCUCGUGGAUACGAGGUUCUGUACUUCCUGGACCCUAUCGAUGAGUAUCUCUCCAACGCCUUGGUAGAUUACAAGUACAAGAAGCUCCAGCAUGUCGGAAAGGCGGGACUCAAGUAUGGCGACGAGGACGAAAAGUCCGCCGACAAGAUCAAGGAGCAGGAAGAGGAGUUCCAGCCCCUAAAAGAUUACCUCAAGGAGCGUCUCAGCAAAUGGGUGGACACGGUCAAGAUCUCCCAUCAGCUUACGACGUCCCCAUGUGCGGUUCUGUCGAGCGAGUAUGGCGUCUCUGGGACCAUGGAAAGGAUCUUGCAGGCCCAGGCGCUGGGCAACAAGGAGGAUUUCCGGACUGCUAUGUAUUUGAACAUGAAGAAGGUGUUUGAGAUCAACCCGGACCACCCCCUGAUCAUCCAAAUGCUUGCGAAAGUGAAAGCAGGCAAGUCCGCGGACUUGGACGACUCCAUCUACGUUCUGUUCGAGUCCACCGCUAUCGCCUCGGGUUUCGCCGUCCGUAACGCGACAGAAUUCGCCAAGAAGGUUGAGAAUGUAGUGAGGCAGAAGUUGGGCGUAGAUCUGGACAAGGUUGCUAAUGUUGAGGUUGCCCCCGCGCCCGCCGUUGAGGAUGCGAAGGAGAAAGACGCCGGGAAGGAAGACGACAUUGAGACGAGUGAGGAAGGAGAGAAGAUUGAGGAGGUGGACGAUGGUCAUGAUGAGCUGUAG